Messenger RNA from Ichthyophthirius multifiliis, 870 nucleotides. RefSeq lists its product as hypothetical. Gene Ontology annotation, cellular component: cytoplasm; autophagosome. The transcript has 4 exons. Gene Ontology annotation, biological process: protein autophosphorylation; peptidyl-serine phosphorylation; autophagy. NCBI's taxonomy places the organism in Eukaryota, Ciliophora, Oligohymenophorea, Hymenostomatida. Gene Ontology annotation, molecular function: protein serine/threonine kinase activity; ATP binding. The record is from RefSeq and is a predicted model, not a curated record.
AUGAAUAAAAAAAAUAUCAAAAAUAUUCAAAAUUAUUAAAUUUAUCUUGAUAAAAUACUAGGUAAAGGUACUUUUGGAAGUGUAUAUGAAGGUAAAGACACUAAAUUAAAUAGAUAGGUAGCCGUAAAAUAAUUCCAUUAGAAAAUUUAAAACAAACCUGAGAAAAUAAUUCCGGCAUUAAAAAAUGAAAUAAAAAGCAUGCAAAUUUUAAAUCAUAAUAAUAUUGUAUAAUUAUAUUAAGUUACAAAGACUGAAAGAAAUUUAUAUAUUAUAGUAGAGUAUUGUAAUGAAGGAAACCUUGAAAAUUACAUUAAAAAAAUGAAAAAUAUAAAAGAAAUAAAUGCUUUAAAUUUAAUUAAAUAAAUGAUAGAUGGAUAUUAAUGUUUAUAUUAAAAUAAUAUUGUACAUAGAGACAUAAAACCUGAAAAUAUUCUUUUACAUAAUAAUGUUAUAAAAAUAGCAGAUUUUGGUUUUUCUAAAGUUGUAGAAGAAAUGAAUGAUCCUGUUUUAUUAUCUUUUGUUGGGACUCCUUCAUAUAUGUCGCCUUAAAUUUUAUAAAAAUAAAAUUAUUCUUCAAAAACUGAUAUUUGGUCUAUGGGAAUGAUUUUUUAUGAAAUUUUAUAUUAAAAAAAAGCUUGGUAAGGCUCAGGAUAUUUUGAAUUAUUGGAUAAUAUAUUAAAAAAAGAUUUAACAUUUCCUGAAAAUACUAAUGUGAAUAUAAAAUGGUAAAAUUUAAUUUCUAAAAUGUUACAAAUUGAUGAAAAAAAUCGAAUAAAUUUUGAAUAAAUUUUAGAGUUUUUUAAAGAAGGAAAUUUUUAGGAAAAUCAAAUAUAAUAAUAAAAAUAAAUUAAUUUAAAUGAUUUUGAUUGA